Hipposideros armiger (great roundleaf bat) is the source of this 2179-nucleotide messenger RNA. Its product is annotated as histone-arginine methyltransferase CARM1-like. Bases 93 to 1553 code for a protein of 486 amino acids. Gene Ontology annotation, molecular function: histone H3R2 methyltransferase activity. The transcript has 14 exons. Lineage: Eukaryota; Metazoa; Chordata; Mammalia; Chiroptera; Hipposideridae. Gene Ontology annotation, biological process: peptidyl-arginine methylation, to asymmetrical-dimethyl arginine; chromatin remodeling. The record is from RefSeq and is a predicted model, not a curated record.
CUGCCAAGUUCCUCCCCUUCCCCCGGCAGUUUCUCCCGGCGCCCAGGGCGCGGAGGAGGCGCCGCCAGGGUUCGGGCGGAGGCGCUCGCACCAUGGCCACGGCCCCCGCUGCGGCCCGUGUCCCCGCGCGCCUGUACUACCGCGUGCAGCUGCGCUUCGUGACGGAGGAGCAGCUCUUCGCUGCUGGGCCGCUCUCGCCCCCCAACCUGAAACCUCUGUGGCUGGAGGUGCACCCGGCAGGGGAGGAGGCGGACGCGACAGUGACUGACGCUGAUGGCGUCUGUGUCUUUAAAUGCUUACUCAACAGAGACACUGAAUGUUGCCGUGUGGGGAAGGAGUCCAUCUUGAUUACUCUGGGGUGCAACAGUGCUCUGCUGAAGUUUGAGUCUCACGCUGAAUUCAGCUCCUUUUCAAAUACCUUGAAAAGAUGUUGGAGUAAGAAGAAGGAAUACUCAGUGUUCAGCCAACGGACAGAAGAGGCCUCUGCGGCACAGUACUUCCAGUUUUAUGGCUGCAUUUCCCAGCAGCAGAACAUGAUGCAAGAUUUUGUGAGGACAGCUACUUAUCACAGAGCCAUCCUCCAGAACCACGUUGACUUUAGAGAUAAGCCCCUGGCAACCACCAUUCUACUCUCUGCUUCUAUCGUUCUAGAUGUUGGUUGUGGAUCGGGCAUACUGUCGUUUUUUGCUGUACAGGCUGGAGCUAAGAGAGUCUAUGCAGUGGAAGCCAGUUCAGUAGCACAAUAUGCUGAGAUGUUAGUGAAAAAUAACCACCUUUCAGACAAGAUCAUUGUUCUGCCAGGGAAAAUUGAAGAAAUCUCACUUCCUGAAGCUGUAGAUGUGAUCAUUUCUGAACCAAUGGGAUACAUGCUCUUCAAUGAAAGGAUGCUGGAGAGUUACCUUCAUUCCAAAAAAUGGCUGAAAACAAAUGGAAUGAUGUUCCCGACAUUCAGCGAUAUCCACUUGGCCCCCUUUUCUGAUGAGCAGCUCUACAUGGAACACUACUCCAGAGCCAACUUCUGGUACCAGCAGUGCUUCUAUGGGGUCAACCUGUCCAGUCUGCGGAGUGCUGCCGUGGAUGAAUACUUCCGACAGCCAAUAGUAGACACAUUUGACAUUAGAAUUUUGAUGGCUCGAUCGGUCAAGUACACAGUAAACUUUAUGGACGCGGAAGAGGCAGAUCUCCACAGAGUAGAAAUCCCCUUUGUGUUUCAGAUGGCGCAGUCUGGUCUCAUCCACGGCCUGGCUUUCUGGUUUGAUGUGGCCUUUGUGGGAUCUCUGGUAACGGUGUGGCUGUCAACAGCCCCAACUGAGCCGCUGACCCACUGGUACCAGGUGCGCUGCCUUCUUCAGACUCCUCUCUUUGCCAAGGAAGGAGAGACCCUCUCAGGAAAAGUGCUGUUUGUAGCCAAUAAACGUUUUUGUUUCUGUUCUGUUUUGUUUUUGCCAUACAGACAGAGCUAUGAUAUUCAGAUCACGGCGCUGAUAAACCAGACGGGCUUCAGAUCUGGGAACAUCCUCGAUUUAAAGAAUCCUUUCUUUAGGUUUGCUUAGAAGAUAGUCACAAGCCAAUCAAUAAGUAAAACGAAGGCCUAAGAAGUCCCUCGACAUCCAAGUUUAUAUUUCAUGUUCCUAACAUGCAUUCUAAAUUUUACAAGGAUAUUUAGGUUUAUUUAAAUUCUCUUUUUUUUCUUCUAACUCUGAAAUGUGCACCCUAAUUUUGUUGACAAGCCUAUUUCUUGGUGCUUCUUAGACUGGCUUUUUAAAGCUUUCUGCGUGUAGCUGAAGAAUACUUUUUUAAAACAAUUUUUGGUUCCUCUUUAUUUGUAUUAUUAUUUUAGUAAAGCCAUCAGCAUUGCUUCAAUUUCUGAAGUAUUUAAAAAAGAAAGUUAACAAAACCCUACCUCAUGUUUAUAUGUAUGUAUUUGUGGAUAUGACUUAAGAGCUUGUUAGGAGUGAUCUUCUAUUUGCAAUUUUAAUCUGACUGCUUUUGCACAUAUGUUCAACAAAUCAGUAGCUAUCUCCUAACUCAGCAGUGUGUUAAAGAUUUUUUGCCAUAUUCAUGUAAUGGAAUGAUACGAUGUUGGGAAUGUUCUUCACUGGCCAUAUUUGAUGACUCUGUACAUACUUAAGAAAAUAAAGAUGGAACCUUUGUCAGUUCUCUUAGGUUUACAAUAAAA